Messenger RNA from Aplosporella prunicola CBS 121167, 1668 nucleotides. RefSeq lists its product as uncharacterized. Lineage: Eukaryota; Fungi; Ascomycota; Dothideomycetes; Botryosphaeriales; Aplosporellaceae. Gene Ontology annotation, molecular function: epoxide hydrolase activity. Gene Ontology annotation, biological process: epoxide metabolic process. The transcript has 4 exons. The record is from RefSeq and is a predicted model, not a curated record. The coding region runs from base 223 to 1596 and encodes 457 amino acids.
UCGUGGCGUUUUAUUUGCAUGUCUGUGGCGAAAGCUUUUUUAGGCAACGAAUGAGAUGCGGCGUUGUCGCUUGAGGUAGCGUAAGGUUGCUGUAGGCCACGCAAUGCUUUCUGCUUGGGCUUCACUGCAGCAAAGAGGAGUUCGUUCCAGUAUGUCAGUGUCGGGGGAUAUGAACAUGAACCUGGCCCGUACUACACUCAACAAUACAUCCUGGAAUUCAUCAUGGGUGCUGCUGCCAAUUUUGAAGGAAAUAACUUGAACGCCAUUGAGCCGUAUAACAUGCAUGUGUCUUCGCGAUAUCUAGAGUUGACGCGGAAGAAGCUCGAGCUCACACGACUGCCACGUGAGCUAUUACUUUCCAAAGAACGACAAUGGAAAUAUGGAACACCAAAAAACGUGCUGGAGCCCUUGGUGGACUUUUGGCUCGAGCAUUACGAGUGGCGCAGACAAGAGACGCACUACAACGUCCAACUCCCACAAUUCCGUGCCGCUGUCACGCCCAUGACGUCCUUGCACCCACCUCUCCGCCUGCACUUCGUUCACAAGCGGUGCUCACUGUCGCCAGACGCUCCCGGUGCACUUGUCAUACCGCUGCUCUUUUGCCACGAUUAUCCGUCCUCGUUCCUCGACGUUGGCAAUAUUUUGACCGCUUUGACGUGUCCAGUAGAGAACGGCGGGCUGCCUGGGACCGGUGCUGCCAUCGGUUUUCAUGUCGUUGCGCCAAGCAUCCCUGGGAUGGGGUUCAGUGAUGCGAGCCCCGAGGAGGGGUUUGGACUGAGGGAGACGGCGGACCUGUUCGAUGCAUUGAUGGAAAAGCUGGGAUAUAAGGAGUAUGUGGCUUACGGAUCUGGAUGGGGUUUCCAAAUCUGCCGUAUGCUCGCCUUGCACCACUCCGCCAACUGCAAGGCCGUCCAUACCGUCAACUCCUCAGUACCGCCACCCUCGUUCAUGUACACACCGCUAGCCUACCUAAAAUACCACAUCGCACGCCUAACGCACGCUCGAAUCCCAGGCCUCAGGUUCGGAUACCGACGCUUAGACUUCUGUCCUUCAUCCACGCCGUCCCCACGAGCGACGGUGAUCCAGCGUCCCCAAACGCAAUCCUACGCGCUCUGCGACUCGCCAGUCGGGCUCCUAGCCACGAUCCUCGACGCCCUGCAGCCCUCGUUUGCGGCCUCUGCGCCUGCUCUUCCCCGCUCCGCCGCCGCUCCGGCCACGGAAUCCGGCUCUACGACGCCGACGCCCUCGCGUCCUUGCUCUGCUGCCCUGCCCGCUGCGCCUCUGUGGAAGCCGACUACGCUGCUCGACUGGACGAUGAUGCAGUGGUUGCCGGGGCCGGAGGCGGGGCUGCGCUGGCUGCAGCACGCGCGGGCGGAGAGGGCGCUGUACAAGGGUGUUUGUGGGGUGCCGCUGGGGAUCAGCGUGUUUGGGGAUGGGGACCGGGGGAGGAUGGCUGGGUGGGCGGGGGCGUGGUGGAAGGUGGGGUGGGUGGGAAGGAGGGAUGAGGGGGUGCAGAGGGUUGAGUGGGAAGCGCCGGAGCUGUUGGUGCUGGAUCUGAGGGAGGCGUUUGCAGAGAUGGUCGGUGCCCGUAGUUAGCUGCCUGAGUGUUUUCUAGCUGGGUGUUUGGUUUCUUUUUUUUGGUGCGAUACCGGGUAAUGGUUUUUUCUU